UACCAUCUACAACAGUGGUCACUACAGUCCCACUGUCCAGCCAGGCCCAGGUUAGUAUGCAACAGCCUGUUUCAGUGGCUAUGCAGCCGCUGCAUCAAGCACCUGGGCCCAUGCAGCCGAUGCAGUGGAUGCCCAAGAUACCUCUAAUGAGUCCCAAGCCUUUCUCUGGAGACAAGAAGAGGGAGGAAGACUUGGACACCUGGGUGAGGACUGUGCCUACUUAUGUGAGGCACAAGCUCACAAGGCCAGAACAGGAAGUGGUAGUGUCUGCCUCCUUUUUAGAAGGAUCAGCAGCCCGCUGGUUGAAUGGCUUGGUGCAGCAACAGGGCUACGGUCAGGAUUUCGAUGCCUGGGCUCAGUCUCAGACGUUGGAACAGUCCGUACGGUCCGUCUACAACAGGUGGAAUGAACCGCAAGGGGCUCAAAAGGCCACCGAUGCUAUCAACAACCUUUGUUCCCGUAGGUUCAAGGAUGUUAGAGAGCUUACAGACACCGUAGAACGCCUCCUCGUGGUACCUGGUGUGCGUUUUGACCCGCAGGUUCUCCUAACGGACUACCUAAGGUGCCUACCUACAGAGGUAAGGACCAAGCUGGUUGACGAGGCCUAUAUCGACCAGCACACUUUUGCUUCUUUUAGUAAGAAAGCACUGGACAUAGAUGCAAAGCUAGGAUCUGCACAUAAGGCAUCCAAUGAUGGUAGGAAGAGACUGCCCAAAGACUGGAAGAAAAAGGGUCAGUUAAUGUUCGUUGACCACGAUGGUCAAACKACGGAGAUUGACGACUACUCAGAUCUUGGGGAGUUCACAGAGCACGAUGGGGGUGGUGAGACUUCAGAUGGUGGAGUCGUGGCACCCAUCAAGGAAAAGGCUAGGGGGACCGGGAAGAAGAAGGUAGUACGGUCCACGGGUCAGGGCGACCAAGGAACACCCGCAUGGGUGAAAAUUGGUUUAGAAUACGAGGACUUGCCGCGGCAAGAAAGUCACAACGAAGGUAGCUUCACCAACGGUGGUGGGCUUAUCUUCGAACCCUGGGAGUGCUUCUGCGAGCAGCUCACAGGGAAACACCUCGGGCCAGUAGGAGUGUUAUCCGCUCUUACUCGCGCUGAAGUGGUAACGUUGCCUUCCCCACUUCAGGCGUUGGCCAAGGCUAGUGACCCACGUAUCGCCCCGAAGACACAUUCGGACCCACCGAUGCUCUGUUCGAGAGAUGUGUCUGAGGCCCUAGAAGAAUUAGAGACUGAGUGGUCAGGAAAGGACCCCAGGGACUCUUGGGCGAUGAUGAGUGGAGGCCCAAAGGGUGAACAUUUCGUGGUAGAAGUAGAUGUAGGUGGCCGCAAGAUUGGCGUCUUCGCAGACACAGGCUCUACACGAAAUUUCAUCAGUCGUGCUUGUGUGGAUAAACUGCGCUUAGGGGACCAAGUGCAGCGGCUUAGCAGAACUGUAGCUUCUACGCUAGCCAACAAGCACAAGAUGGUAGUAAAAGACUAUGUCAAGGACGUAGCCUGUUCCUUCUCCUAUGGAGGAGGGGAAGUGAUCCACAAGAUCUCCUUCCUGGUUAGCGACGAACUGCCAUUCAACAUGUUACUGGGCAUGUUUUACCUCGAAGUCUCACAACCACAAUUUGAUUGGGAUAGAAAGGUGUUGAUACACAAGUUGCCAAAUGGUAGGGCCGUUAGGUUGCAAAAGUACAAGGCUAGCAGUCUAGUGGAGAACUACGGCUGCAUGCGCGCUUCGUCUUUCUAUAACUACUACAAGCAGAAUCGCGAGGAGGGCAUGUACCUAGUUUUUGUCUCUGAGAAAGGGGAGGCCGUUAAAUCACCCCCAGAGAUAGAAAAAGUCGUCGCUUAAUGUUCAGACCUUUUUUAGGAGCCCACAGGUGUGGUGGAAAGGGAGGUGGUCCAUGCAAUAGAGGUUGUCCCAGGUAGUAAGGUGCCUAGAGGACGAAUCUAUAGGAUGUCUCCUGCGGAGUUAGAUGAGCUUCGCCGCCAGCUUAAAGAGCUC
Chara braunii is the source of this 2000-nucleotide messenger RNA. Lineage: Eukaryota; Viridiplantae; Streptophyta; Charophyceae; Charales; Characeae. The record is from the annotation of a GenBank genome assembly.